GGCUCCCUUCGCCCGACGCUCGUCAGAGCUCGGCUCCCUUCGGCGGAGCUCGGUCGCGGCCCCGGAAGGGCUCCCAUGGAGCCGGUACCGUCGGCUCGGCCGACAGCUAUGGCGCCGCUGCUGGAGUACGAGCGGCAGCUGGUGCUCGAACUGCUGGACGCCGAUGGGCUGGUAGUGUGCGCCCGCGGGCUCGGCGCCGAUCGGCUCCUCUACCACUUCCUCCGACUGCACUGCCACCCGGCGUGCCUGGUGCUGGUGCUCAACACGCAGCCGGCCGAGGAGGAGUAUUUUAUCAAUCAGCUGAAGAUCGAAGGAGUGGAACAUCUCCCUCGCCGCGUCACAAAUGAAAUCACAAGUAACAGUCGCUAUGAGGUCUACACGCAGGGAGGGGUGAUAUUUGCAACGAGUCGAAUACUUGUCGUUGACUUCUUGACUGAUCGAAUACCGUCAGAUUUAAUCACUGGCAUCUUGGUGUACAGAGCCCACAGGAUAAUCGAGUCUUGUCAAGAAGCAUUCAUCUUGCGUCUGUUUCGCCAGAAAAACAAGCGUGGUUUUAUUAAAGCUUUCACAGACAAUGCUGUCGCCUUUGACACUGGUUUUUGUCAUGUGGAAAGAGUGAUGAGAAAUCUUUUCGUCGGAAAGCUGUACCUGUGGCCAAGGUUCCACGUAGCCGUAAACUCCUUCUUAGAGCAGCACAAACCUGAAGUUGUGGAAAUUCACGUGUCUAUGACGCCCGCCAUGCUCGCCAUACAGACCGCCAUCCUGGACAUCUUAAACGCGUGUCUCAAAGAACUAAAGUGCCACAACCCAUCGCUCGAAGUUGAAGAUUUGUCUUUAGAAAAUGCUAUUGGAAAACCCUUUGACAAGACAAUCCGCCAUUAUCUGGAUCCCAUGUGGCACCAGCUUGGAGCCAAGACUAAGUCCUUGGUUCAGGAUUUGAAGAUAUUACGAACUUUGCUGCAAUAUCUCUCUCAGUAUGAUUGUAUCACAUUCCUUAAUCUUCUGGAAUCUCUGAGAGCGACAGAGAAAGCUUUUGGUCAGAAUUCAGGUUGGCUCUUUCUUGACUCCAGCACCUCGAUGUUUGUUAAUGCUCGAGCAAGGGUUUAUCAUCUUCCAGAUUCCAAAAUGAACAAAAAAAGCAAAAUGUCUGAAAAAAUGGAAAUUAAAGAAGUGCAAGAAACAAAAAAGGAAUUGGUCCUGGAAAGCAACCCGAAGUGGGAAGCUCUAACUGAAGUGCUGAAAGAAAUUGAGGCAGAAAAUAAGGAAAGUGAAGCUCUUGGUGGUCCAGGUCAGGUCCUGAUCUGCGCAAGUGACGAGCGGACGUGCUCCCAGCUGAGGGAGUACAUCGCCGUCGGGGCAGAGGCCUUCCUGUUGCGGCUCUACCGGAAGACCUUUGAGAAGGACAGCGAGGCCGACGACGUGUGGGCGAAACUUAGGAACGAGGACGAUGCGAAGAGGGCGGCGAAAUCGAACAAAAGGCCUAAAGACGCGCACGCCGGGCGGAGGGCCGCCGCCAGAGAACGCGCUGCCCGGAAGCAGCGCCGGUUAACGUUAACUCAGAUGCUGGGCAAGGCUCAGGGACCGGAAGCGGGGGGGGGCGCCACGGAGGGCUGUCCUGGGGACGCGGGCAGCGGCCCCGAAAGCCCCUUGGAAGAAUUCCAGCACGAGGAGCCGGCUGUCAACGUGUCGUCCGACGCCGCUUACGGGAUCCUGAGAGACCCGCUCACCGUCAUCCACCCGCUGCUGGGCUGCAGCGACCCCUACGCGCUGACGCGGGUGCUGCACGAGCUCGAGCCGCGCUACGUGGUUCUGUACGACGCCGAGCUGACGUUCGUUCGCCAGCUUGAGAUUUACCGCGCCGGCCGGCCGGGGAGGCCUCUCAGGGUUUACUUCCUUAUAUAUGGAGGUUCAACGGAAGAACAGCGCUAUCUCACUGCUUUGCGGAAGGAAAAGGAGGCUUUUGAAAAACUUAUAAGGGAGAAGGCGAGCAUGGUUGUCCCUGAAGGGAGAGAAGGGAGAGAUGAGGGGAACCUGGAUCUGGUGAGAGGCUCCCUGUCCGCAGGCACGUCCACCGACACUCGUAAAGCAGGUGGCCAGGAACAGAACGGCACGCAGCAAAGCAUAGUUGUGGACAUGCGUGAGUUCCGCAGCGAACUCCCGUCUUUGAUCCACCGUCGGGGCAUUGACAUUGAACCAGUGACUCUGGAGGUCGGAGACUACAUUCUGACCCCAGAAAUGUGCGUGGAGCGCAAGAGCAUCAGUGAUUUGAUUGGCUCUUUGAACAACGGCCGCCUCUACGGCCAGUGUAUCUCCAUGUCCCGCUACUACAAGCGCCCGGUGCUCCUGAUUGAGUUUGACCCCAGCAAGUCCUUCUCGCUCACGUCCCGAGGCGCCUUCCACCAGGAGAUCUCCAGCAGUGACAUCAGUUCCAAACUCACCCUCCUCACGCUUCACUUCCCCAGACUCCGGAUCCUCUGGUGCCCCUCGCCCCACGCCACCGCCGAGUUGUUCGAGGAGCUGAAACAGAACAAGCCACAGCCCGAUGCGGCCACGGCCAUGGCCGUCACAGCGGAUUCGGAAACCCUCCCAGAGUCAGAGAAGUAUAAUCCUGGCCCCCAAGACUUCUUGUUAAAAAUGCCGGGGGUCAAUGCCAAAAACUGUCGCGCCUUGAUGCACCACGUCAAGAACAUCGCGGAGCUAGCAAGCCUGUCCCAAGACGAGCUGGCAGGUGUCCUGGGCAAUGCCUCGAACGCGAAACAGCUCUAUGACUUCAUCCACACCCCUUAUGCCGAGGUUGUGUCGAAAGUGGUCAAACUGAAGAGCAGAGAGGUUAAGUCAUUUGCCCUGGGUCACCCAGCAGUAAAUGAUGGAACCGUGAUUUGAACCCAGUCUGACUCCAGAGCCCAUGAUGAAACGCUGGUGGUGAGUGAUGGGGGAAGAGAGGCUUGUGUCCACUUUCAAAUAAUUACAAAUAUGUCACAGAAAAAGCAAAUUGGUUUGUUAAUCGUGCCUCUCUUAGUUAAUAGUGUCAAAAGCAAGUAUGUAAAAUUUGGAAAUAGGUCAAAGAGAAUACUGGGUACCCUUUCUGUAUAAAACUGGAUGGCAUUGGGCUGCCUGGCUCGCUCAGUCAGUGGAGUAUUCCACUCUAGGUCUUGGGGUUGUGAGUUGAAGCUCCAUGUUGGGCUCCAUGCUGGGCACGAAGCCUACUUAAAGUAAAAAAUUAAAAAGAGCUGGAUGUUAUCUAGUAGCAUAUGCUCCCUGGGGGUUAUCUGAUUUUCCACGGCUGCGGCUGCAUACCUCUGUGUCGCAACUCUAUGAGAAGAGAGGUUAGCUUGUAGAAAACCCAACAGCAAUACGAGUGAUUCCUGUUCACUAGUGUUGCAAGGUUAUUGCCUAGUGGGACAUGAACCAGUUCUACGUUUAUUAGCAACUUCAUUUCCACAUUCAUUUGACUAGCUACGAAUCUCGGGAUCUUUAAUUUUCUUUUAAAUCCGUCUUAACAUCUUACUGGUUUCCUCAUGCAUUGAACCUAAUAAAA
Hyaena hyaena (striped hyena) is the source of this 3538-nucleotide messenger RNA. RefSeq names its product ERCC excision repair 4, endonuclease catalytic subunit (gene ERCC4). The coding region runs from base 76 to 2883 and encodes 935 amino acids. The transcript is spliced from 12 exons. Gene Ontology annotation, cellular component: nucleotide-excision repair factor 1 complex. Gene Ontology annotation, molecular function: damaged DNA binding; single-stranded DNA endonuclease activity; single-stranded DNA binding. Lineage: Eukaryota; Metazoa; Chordata; Mammalia; Carnivora; Hyaenidae. Gene Ontology annotation, biological process: nucleotide-excision repair involved in interstrand cross-link repair; resolution of meiotic recombination intermediates; double-strand break repair via homologous recombination. The record is from RefSeq and is a predicted model, not a curated record.